CGCAGGUUCUCCACCAGCUUCGCCUAUUACGGGCUGGCCAUGGACCUGCAGGGCUUCGGGUUCAACGUGUACCUGAGCCAGGUGGUGUUCGGCGCCGUGGACAUCCCGGCCAAGCUCCUCUCCGUGCUCGUCAUCUCCGGGCUCGGGCGGCGCCUGGCGCAGGGCGGGGCCCUGGCGCUCGCCGGGCUCUGCAUCCUCGCCAACAUCUUCGUGCCCGGCGAGCUGCCGGCGCUCCGCAUGGCUUUCGCCGUCGUCGGCAAAGGCGCCUUGGCCGCCUCCUUCAACUGCGCCUACAUCUUCACCGGGGAGCUCUUCCCCACCGUCAUCAGGUGGGUGUGGCCAGCACAGCCCCGCCCAUCCAGCCCCGCCCAGUCAUCCUCCAAUCACUGCCCAUGUGCCAACCCAGCCUGCAUUAACCCAACCCUUCAUUAACCCAGCCCCUCAUUA
Ficedula albicollis (Collared flycatcher) is the source of this 447-nucleotide messenger RNA. Its product is annotated as solute carrier family 22 member 6-like. The transcript has 2 exons. The record is from RefSeq and is a predicted model, not a curated record. The coding region runs from base 40 to 432 and encodes 130 amino acids. NCBI's taxonomy places the organism in Eukaryota, Metazoa, Chordata, Aves, Passeriformes, Muscicapidae.